CACGCACCACGCACCUUACCUUUUUAGGGUUAGGGUUUGCGUCUUCUUUAAAGGGCAUCCAGCCCUCGUUUUCUUCCUCUCUCUUUCUCUCUCUGGCCCUCUCACUUUCUCUCUUUCUCUCUCUAGAAUUUUGAGAUUUGCUGGGCGAGAUGAUGCAGCCAGGACCCGGCAUGGCUCCUCCCAGCAUGGGCCAACAGCCGCCGCAACAGUACCAGCAGCCGCCGCCACAGCAGCAGCAGCAGCCAUACGUCAUGAUGCCGCCGCAGCCUCAGGCGCCGCCUCCCAUGUGGGCUCCCUCCGCCCAGGCUCCGCCGCCGCCGCAGCAGCAGCAGCCUGCCAGCGCCGACGAGGUUCGGACCCUCUGGAUCGGCGAUUUGCAGUACUGGAUGGACGAGAACUAUCUUUACACAUGCUUUGCUCAUACUGGCGAGGUUACAUCAGUUAAAGUGAUUCGAAACAAGCAAACUAGUCAAUCUGAAGGUUAUGGAUUUAUUGAGUUUAAUAGUCGUGCUGCAGCUGAGAGGAUUCUCCAAACGUAUAAUGGGUCUAUUAUGCCGAAUGGGGGGCAGAGUUUCAGGUUGAACUGGGCAACUUUUAGUGCUGGUGAGAGGCGACAUGACGAUUCUCCUGAUCAUACCAUAUUUGUUGGUGACCUUGCUGCAGAUGUUACUGAUUAUCUCCUUCAAGAGACAUUUAGGGCCCGAUAUAACUCGGUCAAGGGGGCAAAGGUUGUUAUUGAUAGGCUAACUGGCCGGACCAAAGGGUAUGGCUUUGUAAGGUUUGCUGAUGAGAGUGAGCAAGUGAGGGCUAUGUCUGAGAUGCAAGGGGUUCUUUGCUCAACAAGACCCAUGAGAAUUGGACCAGCCUCUAAUAAAACCCCAGCCACUCAGCCAAAAGCUUCAUAUCAGAAUGCUCAACCUCAAGGCACACAGAAUGAGAAUGAUCCAAACAAUACAACUAUUUUUGUUGGCAAUCUGGAUCCUAAUGUCACUGAUGAUCAUUUGAGGCAAGUUUUCAGCCAGUAUGGAGAAUUAGUUCAUGUGAAGAUUCCAGCUGGCAAGCGAUGUGGGUUUGUCCAAUUCACAGACAGGAGCUGUGCUGAAGAGGCCCUGCGGAUGUUAAAUGGGACACUAUUGGGAGGACAAAACGUUCGACUUUCAUGGGGCCGCAGUCCUUCAAACAAACAGGCGCAGCCAGAUCAAAACCAGUGGAAUGGUGCUGCUGCUGGAUAUUACGGAUAUGCUGCUCAAGGUUAUGAAAAUUAUGGUUAUGCUCCUGCUGGACAGGAUCCCAACAUGUAUGGCAGUUAUCCAGGGUAUCCUGGUUAUCAACCACCUCAGCAACAGCAACAAAUAGGAUAUAGUUGAAAGUCUAUUCCUUUACUUUUGUAAUCUUAUGACACUUAUCGAGUUGCGUAUCUCUUCUCUUGUCUCGUUGAAAACCGACUCUGCCCCUUUUUUCUUUUUCCUUUGAUUGCUCAAUAACAUUAAAUUUUAUCGGAACGUCUUUUGUAUCCAUAAAAAUUUGCAUGUAGGAUACUUAUUAUAUAAAGUAGUCUCUAUUAUGCAUUGAUAUGGUUUUAA
Messenger RNA from Cajanus cajan (pigeon pea), 1583 nucleotides. RefSeq names its product polyadenylate-binding protein RBP45. NCBI's taxonomy places the organism in Eukaryota, Viridiplantae, Streptophyta, Magnoliopsida, Fabales, Fabaceae. The record is from RefSeq and is a predicted model, not a curated record. Gene Ontology annotation, cellular component: cytosol. Gene Ontology annotation, molecular function: mRNA binding.